Molecule: messenger RNA, 2566 nt
Organism: Solanum verrucosum
Lineage: Eukaryota; Viridiplantae; Streptophyta; Magnoliopsida; Solanales; Solanaceae
Product: pentatricopeptide repeat-containing protein At4g39530
Exons: 1
Coding region: 1-2556 (851 amino acids)
Biological process (GO): RNA modification
Molecular function (GO): RNA binding; protein binding
Source: RefSeq, a predicted model, not a curated record
AUGAGUAAACUCUGUAAAAUUAGCUGCAAAUUUGAACCAAAAUCCAUCAAAAAUGGUGUAACUCAAUCUUGUUUCAGAUUCUUCGCAGUGUCAUCAUCUUUAUCAUCUUCACAUCAUCGCUUCGAAGAAGAAAACUAUCCUACUAUUCACCGCAAUAGAAGAACCCAACGUCAUUAUUUAAGCAAAUUAUUAUUCACAUUAUCUGCAACCCGUUAUAAAGAAAUCCACACCCAAGUGAUUCUUUGUGGAUUUGAAAGCAACCCUUUUCUUAACAACAUCUUGAUUCAAUCGUAUUCGAUUCGGGGGUGUUUGGACUAUGCACGCAAAGUGUUUGAUAAAAUGCCUAAAAGGGAUAUGAUUUCUUGGUCUUCAGUUAUUACUAUGUAUACCCAAAAUGGGGUUUAUGAUGAAUCCUUGUUGCUUUUUGCUGAGUUGAGGAGAAGUUGUAAAGAAGGGGAGGGGCCAAAUGAGUUUGUUUUGGCUAGUGUUGUUAGUUGUUGUGGAAGGUUAGGUAGUAUUGUGAAAGGUGAGCAAUUGCAUUGUUUUGUGGUUAAAGCUGGUUUUGAUCAGUUUGUGUAUGUAGGGACGUCUUUGAUUGAUUUUUACUCGAAGGGUGGAGAUGUAGGGGCAGCGAGGCGAAUUUUUGAUGGUUUGUUGGUGAAGAGUACGGCUACUUGGACUGCGAUUAUUGCAGCGUGUGUGAAUGUGGGGAAGAGUGAAAUUUCCUUACAGCUAUUGAGGAAUAUGUUGGAGAUUGAUGUUGUUCCUGAUAAUUAUGUGGUUUCGAGUAUCUUGGGUGCUUGUUCGUCGCUUGAGUAUCUUAAAGGAGGAAAAGAAAUUCAUGGUUAUGUGCUUAGACGCGGAGCGGAGAUGGAUGUUACGGUGAGUAAUGUUCUUAUUGAUUUCUAUAUGAAGUGUGGAAAGGUUAAGACUGCAAGGUCAGUUUUUGAUCGGAUGGAAGUUAAAAACACUAUUUCUUGGACAACGAUGAUCUCUGGAUACAUGCAGAAUUCUUCUGACUGGGAAGCCAUAAGCAUGUUUAGAGACUUGAACAGUUUGGGUUGGAUGCUAGAUAGAUUUGCUUGCAGUAGUGUACUUAUUUCAUGUGGGUCGGUUGAAGCUUUAGAGUUGGGAAGACAAGUGCAUGCUUAUACCGUGAAAGCUAAUGUUGAUUCUGAUGACUUUGUGAAGAAUAGCUUGAUUGAUAUGUACGCGAAAUGUAAUUCAUUUGGUGACGCAAGGAAGGUCUUUGACAUUAUGGGUGAUCAUGACGUAAUCUCUUACAAUGCUAUAAUUGAGGGUUGUUUGAUGCAGAAUAGGCUAUAUGAAGCUUUUGAUCUAUUUGCUGAAAUGAGAGAUAAUCUGAUUCUUCCAAGCCUUUUGACUUUUGUUAGCUUGCUCGGUGCAUCAGCUUCACUGUUUUCCUUGGAGUUAAGUAAGCAACUUCACGGUCUUACCAUAAAAUUUGGUUUUUCUGCUGACAUGUUUGUUUGUAGCAUCCUAAUAGAUGUUUACUCGAAAUCUUCAUCUAUUGAAGAUGCGAGACAAGUAUUCAUUGAAAUGAAUGAGAAGGAUAUUGUUGUAUGGAAUUCUAUGUUGUUUGGGUACAUACAACAGUGUGAAAAUGAAGAGGCUCUAAAGCUCUUCCUACAAUUGCGGCAGUCUUUGCAAAAGCCAAACGCGUUGACUUUUGUUGCUCUCAUUGCUGCAUCUAGUAACCUAGUAAGUCUGCUUCAUGGUCUCCAGUUUCAUAACCAGAUUGUAAAACUCGGCCUAGAUUUUGAUCCACAUGUUACAAAUGCACUCGUCGAUAUGUACUCCAAGUGUGGAAGCUUGGAAGAAGCACAUAAGAUGUUUAAUUCCACUAUCCAGAGAGAUAUCGCGUGUUGGAAUUCUAUGAUAUCCACUUAUGCACAGCACGGAGAAGCAAAGGAAGCUCUUAAUAUGUUUGAGAAAAUGAUAAAUGAUGGAUUGAAACCCAACAAUGUCACCUUUGUUGGAGUGCUUUCAGCAUGUAGCCAUGUUGGUCUUGUCAAAGAAGGAUUGUGUCACUUCUAUUCCAUGGCCGGGUACGGUAUUGAACCAGAAACGGAGCAUUAUGUUUGCAUAGUGUCUCUCUUGGGUCGAGCUGGUAAACUGGUCGAAGCAACGGAAUUCAUUGAAACAAUGCCAAUUCCACCGGCCGCCAUUGUGUGGAGGAGUUUGCUUAGCGCGUGUAGAGAAGCUGGUCAUAUAGACCUGGGUAAAUAUGCAGCAUCAAUGGCAAUAUCUAUAGAUCCAAAAGACAGUGGAUCAUAUAUCCUACUUUCAAAUAUUUAUGCAUCUAAAGGCAUGUGGAUCAAUGUCAAAAAGUUAAGAGAGAAAAUGGAUAGCAAUGGUGUAGUGAAAGAAAAAGGGUGUAGUUGGAUAGAAAUAAACAAUGAGGUGCAUUUGUUUAUCGCAAGAGACCGAAGUCAUCACCAAACUGAUUUGAUAUAUUCAUUUUUGGAACUUCUGAUUCGGAAUAUAAAAGGGAUCGGAUAUGUUCCUGAGGAUACUACCUUCUCAAAUGAGUAAAAUCUCUGUC